AUGAAAGAUCGCAAGAAAGCGCCUCCUUUUCACGAAUGCGAGUUAAAACUUCUUAUGAAACUUUACUGCGAUUCAUACGAAGAAUAUCAUGGAAGAGGGAAAACCAGCGAAUCCGGAAAAAGUGGUCCAAGCGACAAGAAAAGCCUGCUGAGGCGAUUCGCUAAGGAAGUGUCUGAUUUGGGAUUUUACCAACGCACCGAAAAGCAAAUUGAGGAGCGGCUUCGCGCCGAUUGCAAACGGGUGCGGAAGCAUGAGCGAGCGCGAAUUCAUGAAGGGCAGGAGGCGGUCAUCAACAGUCUGCCGUCAUAUCUGCAUCAAUUAUACGAAUGUCGUAAAAGUAGGGCCCUGAACGGUUCUGCCAGUGCAAACCACGAUGACGAGCUUGAUGACCACCACCCUGAUAUCGCCGAUGACUCUGCAUUCGAUUUGUCACAGCCUUCCACUUUAAAUAAGAUAGAAAUAAUGACUCCGCGUGAGGGCAGCCCGGUGGGGGAGCCACCACUGAGCGAAAUAUUUACGGAGAUGGAUGAUGUUGCCGAUGAAACGGCGCCGACAUCCACCACACCCAGUCAAAAAAGAGGACCACGGAAAUGUGUCAGGACGACGUAG
Messenger RNA from Strongylus vulgaris, 609 nucleotides. NCBI's taxonomy places the organism in Eukaryota, Metazoa, Nematoda, Chromadorea, Rhabditida, Strongylidae. The record is from the annotation of a GenBank genome assembly.